Molecule: messenger RNA, 873 nt
Organism: Kwoniella shivajii
Lineage: Eukaryota; Fungi; Basidiomycota; Tremellomycetes; Tremellales; Cryptococcaceae
Exons: 4
Coding region: 1-873 (290 amino acids)
Source: RefSeq, a predicted model, not a curated record
AUGAAUUCUCAAGAAACGACCCACUCUCAUGAACAUGUUCAUCCUCAUGAUCAUGGCCAUUCACAUGGUCACGCUCAUUCACAUUGGCAUUCUCACGGGGGAGGCGACGAGUCUGAUCUCUGGUCAGGACAGGACUACUUGGCUAAACCUGGAGUUCUCGAAGUUGCACAAAUAACUCACCAGUCGAUCUUACACUCACUGGCAUCCGCUGGUAUAGAUGUGGAGGACUUGAAGAGAUGGGAUGUUCUUGAAAUUGGAUCUGGUCCUGGAGCUGUGACCAAACAUCUCUUACCUACAUUCGCUUUAGUCCACGCUAUCGACUUAUCACCCUCAAUGAUCAUGUCCUUAAACUCGUACCUACCUUCUUCUUCCUAUCCAAGCUUGACAGGCACUCUUCAUGCCUUAUCAUCGUCGUCAGCCAAGAUAUUUGAAGACGGAGAACCCUUAUCGUCACCUACAAGCGAAGAUAAAUCACGUAAAAUCUCUCCGCCAAAAGCACAAUUUGACCUAGCUGUAUCGAAUUUGGUCUUGCAUCAUGUAGAUGACGUCGAUCCCUUCAUGUUGGGUGCUAUCGGAUUAUUGAAGAAAGGAGGCUGGUUCGUGCUCACAGAAUUUGGAUUGGUCGAGAACGGCAAAGAUAAAGAGGAAGAGAGAGAUGUUACCCGUAUGAAUAAAGAAGGAAAGGCUCUCAAGGGAGGUUCCGUCAACGCUCCUGAUCAUUAUAGACCCGCUGCUAGUGUGGAAUCACUCACUGAACUGUUCAAGUCAUACGGAUUGGUCGAUGUUUACGCUGAAAAGAGAGGUACUUUACCUGUUUUCGGAGAGAAUGGACCUCAACCUCCUUGUUUGAUCGUUCGAGGGAGAAAAGCAUAA